AUGGUCUACAACCCCGACAUCCCGUCGACGUGGAGCAUCAAGCAGCUUCUCGAGUACGCACGGCAGCGCGAGAUCGACGUACCGAGCGGGUGCGAGAAGUCAGAGUUGGUCACCAUCGUCGACAAGUACAUCACAGAUGAACUUAUUGCAGAGAACAUUCGUAAAGAAAAUGCGCUGCGCAUGGAUCUCAUUGCAGACAUCUUAGGCACCAGCACGGCGUCCAUUCUACGGCAUGUGGCGCACUCCUCCUACACCAGCGUGCUGCGUCGCCAUCCAGAGAAACUCCAAGCAAUCAUAGUGGCGGGCAUCGAGCAGCUCCAGUCACUCCAGUUUGUUGCACAAUUAUGCAGUGUGCGAGUACACAGCCCGGUGCUAGCGUGGCUAGUCCUCUUGACCUCGGAUUGCGUCGAUGGCAAGUGUCUGCUGACCACCCUCAUCCCACCGAACAGUGACGUAGCAGCCUCGCCGGUCUGUGGACACUUCUGUGGAGAGCAGGAAAUGGUGGUGCGCUGCCUCGACUGCGGUGCCGACUCCACGUGUGUGAUGUGCAUGGAUUGCUUCCGCCACUCCCCGUGUGUCAACCAUCACUACCGUAUCACACAGAGCUCCGGUGGUGGCAUGUGCGACUGUGGCGACCCAACCGCGUGGAACCCGGAGUCUUUCUGUAGCCGUCAUCGCGCCGCUGCAGCAGCCGCAGCACUGGAUGACCGGAACAGCGUGUCCAGCCCCCUCGACUUCAUGGCAGAAGAGGAUCGGAUGUGGGUGGUGCCGGUGCUGCGUGGAAUUAUUCAGUUUAUUGCCGUUACACUCCUGCAGCACACGCGUCUGCAGGUGGUGUGGAAGAAAGCGCAGUCGCGAGCGGAAAGCCAGCUGAGGGCGGCGAGCAGCACUGACCUCGGCACUACAACUCGGAGCUGCACUAGUGCCGCAGGUAAUGCAGCCACUGCACACGCUAGCGACGCGGAAACUGCGCUGCUGAACGAUGUGGCUCGCAUGUCAGACAAGUUCGACUGGCUGGAGGAGUGGAUGUUAGAGGUGACUCGACGGCUAUGGGAGAUUAUCCAGGCCAGUGAUGUGGCUAAACACCUCGUGGCACAGCUCUGGGCAGAGCCGGUGCGAAUGGCGAUGAGCGGCGGUCCAGGCGUAGCUGCCACCGCCACGCACAACAACGAGGAAGAAGCAGGCGAUAAGACCAGCACAGCCUCCUUGAUGACGGAUCCCGUCCUUGACGCGCUGCCGCCCAACUUCACCUGUGUGCACAUGGUGUUCCUUCACGAGGCAUCUCAGCCUGUCACGGCCCAUGAGAAGCCGGUGAAUGCGAUCAGCCGAUCCGCGCCGUGGCUCAAUGACCUUCUUCGGUGUGUCGGCCACUGCCUAAGCGACGCCACGUUUCGCUUCCCGGUCGGCGGGCUCAUGGCGACGUAUGCUGAGUACAUCAACACACAGGCACGCAUUGAGGACAAUGAGUGCCUGUCACAGUACCAAACACAGGUGCUAACGAACCCCGACGUGAUUCGCCACUUGAUGACGCCUGCCCACCUGCCCUACAAGGCGGCAACGAACACAGUGCUACACAGAGAGCUGAGCUCGUUACUCUACGCGUUAUGGCUCGCACGUGACACCGUCGGUGGUACCUCUGUGAACCCGGUGACGAGUACGGCGGCGCUUUCGCGCGACGGGCUACUCUUUAUCGCCCAUCAGGCUACGUCCGUCUCGCUGGCGAGUGUGACCGCGCUGCAGUCGUGUCUGUCUGUGUCUCCUGCAGCGUGUUACACACUGGUGUUGAACCGACUCGCGUGGCGCGCCUUUGUGCAGCUCGCCGGCAGUCUGGCCAUUAGUGGCUACAUCUGCAAGAACCCCAACGCACCGACGGACUCGCAGCACUACCCCACGCCGGAUUUUAUCGGCCACUGCAUCUCACGGAACACGUGGUUGUGGUUGCAUGCCAUGCGGGUAGUCCUGUCCUGCCUUCUGCGACUACCCGCAUCAGCAGCAACGGAUUCAUCCACCUCAAUGCCCACCCUGCCCACCAACGCCAUCACGGAGGCGCUAGGGAUAACCACGGAGCUCUGGGAGACGUGGCGCGGCGCCAUCGCGUUUGAUACACCACCGGAUCGCCUGCGGCAGAAGGGCGCGCUGCGGGAGAUGCUGUCGGCGUGCCGGGUGGUGAAUGGGACGGAUGAAUCCCUCUUGCUCCUGGAGCACGGCACCUUGGCGGAGGUGCAGUCACGCGCCCUGCGGAAGCAACCACUAACAGAGCAACCAGAAUCGGCAGCGAACGCUGAGACAAGCGUCAUGGCGGCCCCGGCGUUGGCGACGGCAAUGGGAUACAUAAUGCAAGUUCUCUAUGAAAUUGGUCGGACUAUGGAUGUCGUCUUCGAGAAGCAGCGCGACGGCUUUUGCCGGGGGUGUCGCUCCACCGUGCUGAAGCGAAGGACCUCCACGGGUUCGCCGCGCAGUCGACAAGCGGUGACCCAUGAUAGAACUUCCCUAAAGAACGAGGCGCGUGACGCGGACACGCCGGCGGCAGAAGAAGCCCAGGCCGACGAGGAGGCAAACCCAAAGUGUCGUGCGCCACAGUCGCGCCCCUUGCGCUUGCCGUCGACGUGCUCGGUGGACAUUACAAAGUACACCCUGUUAGAGCCGCACGCGCACGCCACUACCCUCUCCAACCACCUUCCUCGUAUCUUCGGCGCUGUUCUCAUGGCAUGGGUCAUUGAGCACCAACACGCGACGUCUCUGCGCCAGGGCGCGGUGUCACCGUCCUCGCCCGUCUUGGCAGCGGAGCUCGCGACGACUCGCAUCUCGGGCCUUCCAAGUUCAAGCAGCAAUACUUCCAAACCAACAGGGGAGGCAUCGGGCCUGCCGGUGGCCCCCACACACGCCAGCCGUCUUCUGCGACCUCUGCUUGACGCUUUUUUUCAGAUGCGAGCUGAGUUGAAGCGCAACGCGCAGGAUCGGCUCACCUUCUCUCAGCAGCUCCUCGACUCCUUGGUCAUGCCGCAUGUGCUGGCUGGUCAGGUCUUCGACGGUCUGUGGCGCCGUGGCGAUUACGACGUUUCCUCUGCCGUCACCAUGUACCUGACCUUCUCCUGCAGUACGUCGGCAGAGUUCGACGUCCUAAUGAUGCAGGUGCUGACGAUGGAGCUGGCGCCGGCCGACAUGGCGCUGCAGAUCCUUCAGCGCUUCUCUUAUGCAAAGCGAAGCCCGAGCGACCCUGACGCAGAGCACUCGAAUCAGGCGCCGCGGCGACGUGCCAGCGCUCCGCACAGGCAACUCCCAGUGGAAAAGCCCCCGGAAGCCUUCCCCGCGGUGCUGACAGCGCGGCGGUCGUUCUUCCGGCGCUACAUGAACGGCUACAGGCACUUUUUGAGGCUCAUUCUCACGAUCGUCACGGAUGUGUCCAAGGCGGCCUUCCAGGCCCCCAUGUCCUCGCACAGCAUUGACCGCAUCGUCGCGGGCCUUCUCGCGCGCGGGAAGGCCUCCCACUCCACCAUCGUCGCCAAUGUCAACGGAACCGCCCGCGGCGGUGACUACGGCGACGCCGACGAGGACGAGAUGGACUCCAGCGGCAACCUGAUCAAGUUCUUGAAGCUGGUCGACGCCGCAAUCGGGAAGCUGGCCCUUGCCGAGGACUCGACUCAAGGGAAGAAGUUUCGACUGAAGGACGUGGAUGUGUGGCGCACACACGUGAACCUGUACCAGGUCGGGGUCAUCGAUAGUCAGCUCGACAUGUUUUACAAGACGUAUCGCUACCUCGUCAACGCAGCGAAGGUGGAGAAGCAGAAGGAAGCGGAAUCGUGCGCGCUCGCUGACGGCGAGAAGGACGACGAUACAACGGGCGGUGGCGGGCGGCAACAGCAGCAGCGCAUCUCUCUCCCACCCACGCAGCUCUCCGACACGAACAUGUACGCAGAACUGGUGCCCACCACCCGGGCGCUGCUGCACACGGAUGCCGUCCUGUUGCCGGCCCUCUACAUAUUGCACGAGUACGUGAACUACCACGCACCCGUUGCUGUCGCUGCCGCCCCGGAUGCGAAGGCUGCGUCGGCGCACGAGGAAGGUAUAACAUCCACUGCUGCCUCGGCAGAGGCGUUGCCGUGCUCUCGGUACGGCAACGCUAUGGACGAAGGCGAUGAGGAAGAAAGUCAAGACACCGAAAGCGGGACCGAGGAUGGCCACAACAGCGACGACGCAGAAGACGCCAAUCCAAUCACGCGUGAGGCGUUGCUGCACGCCACCACAACCUUGUACCUGUGCGUACAAGACUGCGUCUCCAUCACUCAGGCCAUGCGGGCUAUCGAAGGCGACAACGACGACGCUGCGUCCGCCGCAAAGAAGGGGUUCCUCUCGUGGGACCUCGUCGAGCUGUACCUGCAGCGAUUUGGCAUCAACGAGUCCUCCUUCACACAAGCCUCGUGUGCGCAGUGGCUGCCAAUGUCGGAGCUGGUGCCAUGCCGCACCUUGGUGCAGAAGCUGCAGACUCCUGUUCAACUCCACACCUCCCCGUCAAAUGCCACGCCCAACCUCACCGCCACUUCCUCCUCCGCUGACAUGCUACACCGUCUGCGUGAUUAUCUGCUAUCGAACAAAGAUGCGGACCCGUACGGGUGCCUGGAGAUGGUGGAGGCGGUGCUCGUGCAGACUGGACUGGCCACCUUUAACACAGCCGCUUUGCUGGCCGAGUCGAAGACAAAUGAUGAGGCGGCGCAGAGUCGCAAGAAGCUCAUUCAGGAGCGCCAGGCCGCGCUGAUGCAACGCAUGCGCAGUCGCGCGCUGAAGGGAUUGGGGAAGACGAAGGCGGUCGCCACCGCCGGCAGCCUCCAGUCCUCGUGUGCAGCUGUCGCGCCGCAGCAGCAAGAAGGGCGCCGCGGCAUCAACAGUAGCGACGACACCUCUGGCUCUGUGGGAUCGACGUCGGAAAAGUCCCCGACGGGCGGGGAAAUCGGCUCGCUUCUUACGAAGCUGCUGCUGGAGCUGGCGACGGUGGACUGCUGCGUGUGCCGCUCCCUGACGGAGGAACCGCUUUUUUUGCUCUGCCAUACCAGCACCUCUGGGGUGCUAGCUCAGCUUGGCGCGCUCACGCUGCCGGACGGUCGCCAUGUGCACAGCCACCUGACCAUGUGCGGCCACGCCGCGCACAAGUCGUGCGUGGAGAAAGUGUUCGUCCGCCUGUCAGUCCUGUGGCAGCGGUGGAACUUCCGGAGUCAGCUCUACCUCGGCCCCACGGAGUUCAACUGCCCGGUUUGCAUGACAAUCAUUACGGCCCUGUGCCCGAUGCCAAUACUGCCCGGCAGUGGCAACGGCGACUUGGCCACCCCCACCUCCCUGACAGCGAGAGUGCUGUCGUCCACUUUGACCCCUGCUGCAUCUCUCUUCGAGGAACUUCGAAACGGCACCGUAUCGACCAGAAACCAGCGUGCCGUUGACGUCGCGGUGGAGUUCCACAGAACCUUGGCAAACGCCGCCGUUGGCUUCAGCCCGUCCGAAGAUGUCCCCACCAUUGUGCCUGUCGAAGACGAGCUCCAGCAGAAGAACGAGGCCGCCUGGCGACUGUCCGAGGCCAUCCGUACCUUCUGUUACGCCUGCCACCUGCAACUGGAGGCCGUCAAGGCGGGCCAAGACCUCAGUCAUCGUGACCUCAUCGGGCUUCUUUCGGUCCUGGUGAGCAUCAUGCCGGCUGAACUGCAGCGGCAGCAAGCGAACCUGCGCGCCAACUACGCACGAAACAUCCAAGAUAAAGAGAGCUUGCUGGUGAUGGACGCGCUGCUGCAGCCCCGAGAUGCGAGCAGGCUGAUCAGUGCUCACGUUAUGGCACAGGUGCUGCCAUCUUUGCCGACAAAUUUUGUUCGGCGGCUUGUGGCCUGUGCGAGUGACACCCAAAAGGACGACAAUGGCGAAGGGUCAUGUGCCAUGGCAGCAGCAACGUCGCUGGAGGCGGAGUUUACGGGCACUACGAUGGCGCUGUGGCGAACUUUAGGUGUCCUGACACUACUCAAAGCUCUCGUCGUGGAAGAUGUCCACCAUGGCGUCGUCCUCAGCAGCAGCACUUUCACCGUGGCCGGCGCCGUCACGUUCGCGACGCUGAGCGUAGCGAGUGUGCGUACCCCCGUGACCCGCCGCACCUCGAUUGUGCGCAUGCUGCAGUACCUUUUGCCUGUGGCGCACACGGGCCCGGAGACGGAGCUGCAGGUGGUUGCCCACGAUAUCUUGAGCUGCAUUCAGGCGACCACAACAAGUGACACCCUCCUCUGCGCCAGACCUGAAGUUGAAGUCGUGAAGUCAGCUGUGCCCUACACCACGCCUGAGGAAUGGGUUGCACAGCUUUCUGAGAUGCUGCUGCACCUGCCCUCCGUCUACGCCACCGUCCUAACACACUUUUCAGAGCACAAGCGGUGCACCAUAUGCCACCAAGAGCCCACAAAGCCAGUGGUAUGCUGCCGAUGCGGAAAGUUAAUGUGCAUGAAGCCGCUGAGCUCGCCACCGGAGCUGUACACACACACACGCACCUGCAGCGGGGCUGUUGGCAUCUUUCUCGUCGUCCGUACCGCCAACUUCUACGUGCUGGAGCUGAUGUCUGGGCGUGUCUACCAGUACCCCUCUAACUAUACGGACGAGUACGGAGAGCACGACCGCAACCUGCGUCGCGGCAUUCCUCUCUUCCGUAACGCCGAGGAGACCCAGCGGCUCGUCUUGACGUGGAUGCUGAACAAGUGGGGUGCCGUGUCCUCCAUUUUUGACAUCUCGAACCGCAUAGACCUCUCCACCCUGUAG
This is a messenger RNA of Leishmania braziliensis MHOM/BR/75/M2904, 6774 nucleotides long. RefSeq names its product putative ubiquitin ligase. Gene Ontology annotation, molecular function: ubiquitin protein ligase activity; zinc ion binding. Lineage: Eukaryota; Euglenozoa; Kinetoplastea; Trypanosomatida; Trypanosomatidae. Gene Ontology annotation, cellular component: cytoplasm; ubiquitin ligase complex. Gene Ontology annotation, biological process: ubiquitin-dependent protein catabolic process via the N-end rule pathway; protein ubiquitination. The coding region runs from base 1 to 6774 and encodes 2257 amino acids. The transcript has a single exon. The record is from RefSeq and is a predicted model, not a curated record.